Molecule: messenger RNA, 910 nt
Organism: Fusarium redolens
Lineage: Eukaryota; Fungi; Ascomycota; Sordariomycetes; Hypocreales; Nectriaceae
Exons: 6
Coding region: 104-796 (230 amino acids)
Source: RefSeq, a predicted model, not a curated record
AUAUAACCUGCCUCUCACCCGUUCCCAAUGCACCGCUUUCCCAUCACAAAACUAUUGCCUGCAUUUGAUCUUGGCCCGACUAUUCGCCAAUCAUCACAUCAACAUGAGGACUCUCACAACAAUUGGUGCCUUGGCGAUGCUUCUUCAGCAAGCAGCAGCGAAUCUCGACGUCGUCACCUUGAUAGCUCAACCCGGUGUUUACAUUCAGGAAGCUUCCGCGACACUUGUCCUCCCAGAUAUCCCCAAUCCUAUCAGUGGAGAUGUUGCUCUCUGGAGCGCCAUCAUGAUGCAGAACCAACAAUCAUUCCUACAGGGAGUUACUGAGAACGCCCCACCAGGAAUGGGAUACUGUUCCAAUCUUGGCAAAAAGUGGUGUAACUUUGCUUAUGCACUUAUCAAUGGCAGCUCUGAACCUAGGAACGGUAAUACUAUUGCAGCAUCUCCUGGAUCACACGUCAAGACUCAAUAUAAACUGAACCCUCAGACGCAAAUGUGGGAUCAGAAUGUUUACAUCGACAACAAGCUCGCUUCCACUAUCUCAACUAGCAAGGGGCAGCAUGGCGAGAUUCUUUAUAUUUCCAUGGAAUGUGCCAGGGGAAACUGCGCCACUACUCCAGCACACAGCUGGGAGAAUGUUUCUAUUACUCUAAGCAAGGCUGACCCUAGCUUUGGCCAUAGUGGAAGAUGGGAACAGGGUGCGACUGGCGGACAGAUGUCGACAUCAGAUGGUGGUAAAAGUUGGAAGUUUACCACGCUCAGGGUCCCAGCCACUCGUGUCCCGUCGAACGAGCCUUAGUAAAGCUACUUGGGUGCUGGAAGCAUGGUUUUGUACGGCGUGAGCGCUAUUAAAGAUUCAAUUGGUCCCAUAGUCGUUAUAAGUGUCGCUGCAAGACGAAGAAAUUAUAUGCAG